Colletotrichum aenigma is the source of this 2442-nucleotide messenger RNA. It is a transcript of the gene MG002, whose product is annotated as DnaJ-like protein. Lineage: Eukaryota; Fungi; Ascomycota; Sordariomycetes; Glomerellales; Glomerellaceae. Bases 1 to 2442 code for a protein of 813 amino acids. Gene Ontology annotation, cellular component: cytoplasm. Gene Ontology annotation, biological process: protein refolding. The transcript has 2 exons. The record is from RefSeq and is a predicted model, not a curated record.
AUGUCUAUUGAACAGUCUAAACCUUUGGCGCUUCCACCUGCCCCCUCCGUAGAAUCGGAGGAUGAGUCGGGCAAUUCCACCCCUCGGGCUAAAAAGCCUCUGGCACUCCCGGAACCAGCCAAUCAAACGAUUGCUGUGUCCACCGACCACGCCCUUUACAACAUAGAAGCGUCUUCAACGCAGCCAAAGGCCCAAAUCGUUACCUCAAGCCAUGUAGAGGUCCCCGCUGCUCCGCCGACGGCGACUUCCAGAGACCAGUACCUGCCUCCCGAGGAAGAACCAGAUGAGCCUGAGCCCCAAGUCAAGCCCAGUCGGCCGGCCAUCACGGUUGAGUUCACAGAUCCAUCCAUCAGGAAAGUUCUGGAUGCAGAGGCUGCGAAUUUCGUCAACUUCCUGAAGAAGCGCCUUGCCGAUAUGAAAGGCGAGGACCAUAGAGCCAAGAAGGAUGUAAUGGCAAACAACUAUAAGCUUAACUUUGUGCGUGAAUUGGCUACGAAAGUCAAGAAAUCCGAGGCCGUAUCCGAGCUGGAUGACCGCGCCACGAAUAUUGACAUGUUGAUUAUGAACAAAAAAGAGGACCUCUUCGACGUCAUCUUCAAUGCUGCCGUGAAUCGCCUCACAGAGGAAGAGACUUCUAGAGCCAGCGCGCCCCAGCUCAACGACCGAAACCGACGAGCUGCCGUCACGAGGAUGCUGCCGCUAAUAAACAACAACGCCACUUACUACGACAUUCUCGAGAUUCCCAGCACCGCCAGCGACGAUCAGAUCAAGACUGCCUUAAAAAAGAUGGCGAAGCUUGUGCAUACGGACAAAAACGAAGACAAAAUGGCGAAACUCUGUAUGCAAAAAGUAAACGACGCGAAGUCUACGCUUACAGACCCACGAAAGAAAGCAGAAUAUGACCGCCAGCUGAGGGGAACUAGCCAACAGAGCAAGAUUCCAACUGCCACCGUCGAGGUCAACGAAGAGUUUGAUGACAGCGCCUUCGGCAGAAACGGGGAUGAUGACCCGAGUUCUGAUGAAGAUUUCGACGACGACGACGGCGUGAUACCGGAAAAAGACCAAGAAAUUGAGGCAAUUCACAGCAAAUACGCGAAAGGUAUUAUGGCGUACCUUUUCAACGGGACCAACUCCAAAAUCGAUAUCAAGAAAAUGAACGGAAAGAUCAAGAAGGCCAAUGAAAACAAAGGACGGAGGGGGGAACUUUACCAGAUGAGCGAGGGUAUCGCGACCCUCAUGAGAGACGAUUUGAACUCUCUCCAAACCAAAAUGAAACCGGAAGACGCCAAAGUGAAGGCAGAAGGCGUUAAAACUACCUUCCGUCGACAAUGCUUGAAUGAAUACAACCAAUGGCCCAAGGCAUGGGCAGAUGCUUUCGGCAAAGUUGCCGAUCAGAGGCUGGUUGCGCUGACUACAUACAACCCCAAUGAGCCCAAGAACGACGCCAGCAAACGUGAAGGCAAGCAGGGCAACAGAAAUAGCAGCCGCGUGAAUCAAGACGUCAACAUGGAAGAUGCUCCUGGUGGUUCUGCAUCGAAUACCGGGCAUGAUGCAGGCAUGGGACAAUCCAUGGAUGUAGACGAAGAGCACGUCUCUCCCAACAGACCCAACGAAGACUCUGACUACAAUGCAGGCCAGGACGGCAUGGACCAGGACAACAUGGAUCAAGACUACAUGGACCAGGACGGCAUGGACCAGGACAACAUGAAACAGGAAAUACCACCCCCAAGAGAGACGCAACUGCAGCAGGUAGGCAGAACACCGUUAGGGGACAGAAUCCUGGGCUGCUGUGUUCUCGAACGCAAAUGUAAAGUUACGGGGCAGAAAUCACCUGUAGGGUGGCGAUUCGUUGUCGAGGUCCCCGAGGCCAAUCCCGUCAAACUGGUCCCGGGCAGCGAGCUCGGGUACGAGGCAACCCGUCUUUAUCACGAACUUCCAGAAGAGCAGAAGAACAUCAUUAACGGCAUGGAAGAAGUAUACAAAGACGUCAGACCUAACCUUUUCGUUGGCAUACGUGGCGUUGCUUUCUACAGGCUAGGAACCAGCGGCAUCUGCUACGUUUGGGUCGAUAGACAAGACGACCCGAACCCGCAGAAAGCCCACAUCCUGUCCCGAACAGCACUUCGAGCCUGGAUUGGCCACAAGCUCGCUGAUAAAAAGAUCGACGACUUCCUCGUCAAAAGAGGAGUGAGGCCAAGCUGGGCGCCGACGUAUGGACAGUUGACGUAUCCGUCGUAUGACCGGAAUUAUUUGGAGCUUGCGUAUCCACGUGCCAUCCAAUCCCCAAGUCGUCUACUUCGAAGUGGUGAUGCUUACAAUAUGCAGCAGCAAAUAGUCGUCGCCAUACAAGAGCUAGUGAAGAUGUCGAUCGAAGAUAGAAAGGAGAGACGGGAGGACAGAGCGGAGAACAGGGAGCUCAUGGAAAGGCUUCUUAUAAAAUAG